UGCCCUGUCGCUUAAGGCAUUAUUGAUUUGUUUACAAAUGGAGAUUCGAUCGUACUUUUGAAUCACAGAUUUUUAGAAAAUUUACACAGAAACACAGUUAACUAGUUUUAGUAUAUAAAUUAACGUGUUUAUUACAAAGAUGGAUGAGGAAGAGGAUGUAAAUUUUACCGAUGAUGAAAUAAGGGAUGAACUAUCAAAGUUAGGUUAUGGAAAUGUCCCACAUCAAAGAUUUGAAGAAUUCAAAACAGACUUGAGAUCCCUUAUAAAACAUGAACGGAGUAAAUUGUCUUCACAGAACACAAGUAUGUCUUCAUAUAUAGCUGAUACAACUGGGUCUGUUGCAGGUAUUCCAUCCAGAAGAAGACAUCCAUUAGAAGAAACUCAAGUCUCCCAUGAUGCACCUGGUUUCUUGGAAUACAGGGGAACAUCAAAUAUAGGGAAAGAAAACCGAUAUGCUGACAGUCAUAGAAAGCCAUACGUAACAGAUCCAGCCAGAGGAAACUUUUGUUUAUAUGACAGUACUACAGACACAUCACAGAUACAAAUCAGAGAUGAUAUCUCAGAAACAGAUUCAGAAAGGAGACUAGUCAAGAGAAAAGUUCUCAGGAAAAAGAAAGAUGGUUCAAAGGUUAUUGAUGAAUCUGUAACAGAAAGUGAAGCAGGUAGUUUAUCAGAUAUCCAUGACAGAUUAAAGGAACUUGGAAUCAGAGAUGAUGAAAGAAGAUGUCAAUCAGCUAGAAGUGAGCCUCCUUACAGACUUGCUCCUGAUGAUCCUAGACCUGCAUCAGUCAUCCUUCGGGCACCAGAUCAAACCAAACAACUGAGAAAGUCAGACCCUGUAGCAAGAUACCAACAGUUCAGACAGUCAUGGUCUCAUCAAAGGGCUCCUGGAGAGAAAAAACAUAACAAUUUACGAUGGAAUGUUAGAGAACAGAUGCUAUCACAAGAUCAAGUCAUAGAAAAGAGGUCUCAGCGAGUAUUUGUUCCUAACAAGUAUGUUGUACCAACAGAUAAACAUAGAAAAUCACUACGAUGGAACAUCAGAACAGACUUAGCUCAUGGACAAAUGCCACCACAUGGUUAUUAUCAUGAAUGUUGACGUAAAACUAUUUGAUUAUUUGGCUUCGUUUCAUUUGUCUUGCACCAUGAAAUUAAAGCCUUUCUGAAGUGCUCAUCAUCAUUGGAGAUUCAUGAACAAAACACCUGUAGAUUGUGAAACAAAUGGAUUCAAUAACAUGGCUAGGAAAAAUGUUAUACUUCAUGUUAUUGUACAUGUAAAAAACAGGGUGUAUCAUAAAUGUUCUUCAAUACUUUUACUUUAUUCAUCUUAGUUAUAGAUGAUUUGUUGUCAGCUUAACAAUCUUAUGAAAUAUACAUAUUGAAUUAAGAAAAUAGAAAGGCAUUUUAUUCAAGGUGUUAUAGUUAGGGAUGUUACACAAGAGUAAUUUGAUGAUACAAUAUUUUGUAUAUUUAUAUAUAUGCAGAUAUAAUUCUGAUUAUGUUGCAUUGAUUUGCAAAAUCAUGCUCAAUUUGUUUUCUUCAGACAGCAACCAAAAUUGUAUUAAAGGAUUACAUGGAGAUUUGGGUAAAGCUUAAUUAGAAAGCAACCCAAUAACAUAAAAAAAAUAAAAAAC
Molecule: messenger RNA, 1634 nt
Organism: Mytilus trossulus (common blue mussel)
Lineage: Eukaryota; Metazoa; Mollusca; Bivalvia; Mytilida; Mytilidae
Product: centriolar and ciliogenesis-associated protein HYLS1-like
Exons: 9
Coding region: 140-1099 (319 amino acids)
Biological process (GO): cilium assembly
Cellular component (GO): non-motile cilium; centriole
Source: RefSeq, a predicted model, not a curated record